AAAAAGAAAAAAAAAACGGAAACUUUCCCGUCUCCUCUCUUUCUCUCUCUCCCUUCUCCUCGAAAUCAUUGCAGUUUAUCGUCGUCGUCGGGAUUCAAAACCUAACGACGGCGACGGUUAACAACAUCGGAGGAGUUGGUGGUGGCGGCGGCGGUGGCUCUAUUUACUUCCAAAGAGCGUUUUUAAAAUUUCUCAAUUCGAGACUUUCUUCAUCGUGAUUCCCCCAUGGAUUUGUCGCUUCUCUAGGUUACAAAUUAGGGUUUGAUCGAUUUGGUUUGUAGCAAUGUCGUUGAAGAAGAUAGUUCGUGAGCUUAGGGGUCGUAACAAAGCCAUUGGUACUAGACGAGGAAGGUCUCACAUUGCUCCAGAAGGAUCUUCUUCUUCUUCUUCUCCGUCCACUGAUGAUUGUUUAGAUCAGAGCAUUUGGGUUGAUUUGCCACCCGAGUUACUUCUCGACAUCAUCAACCGAAUCGAGUCUGGUCAGACUUCGUGGCCCGGGAGGAGAGACGUCGUUGCUUGCGCCUCGGUUUGUAAGGCCUGGAGGGAGAUGACCAAAGAAGUUGUUAAAGUUCCUGAGCUCUCUGGUCUGCUCACUUUUCCAGUUUCAGUAAAACAGCCUGGUCCUAGAGAUGAGCCGAUUCAGUGCUUUAUCAAACGGGAGAGAGCCACUGGAAUAUUCCGUCUCUAUCUUGGUUUAAGCCCUGCUCUUACUGGGGAUAAGAGUAAGCUCUUGCUAUCGGCUAAGAGGGUAAGGAGGGCGACUGGUGUUGAGUUUAUUGUAUCUUUGUCUGGACAUGACUUGUCAAGAAGUAGUAGUAAUUACAUAGGAAAACUAAGAUCGAAUUUUCUUGGUACUAAGUUCACGGUUUACGAAAACCAACCUCCUCCGGUUGAUUCAAGAAGAUCAUCCAAAUCCAACAAGAGAUUAUCACAAACGAUGCGUGUGUCUCCAUGGGUAACUUCAUCUACUCAUAGUUACAGCAUUGCUUCGAUCUUGUAUGAGCUGAAUGUCCUCAGAACCAGAGGUCCAAGAAGAAUCCAAUGUAUCAUGAACAGUGUCCCAGUGUCUUCUAUUCAAGAAGGGGGACAGGUUCAUACUCCCACAGAGUUGUCAAACCUAGGAAGUAAGAAGAAGAGAGGGCUGAUGGAUUUCUGCUCAGGGAACUUGGGAGGAGACUCCGUUGUACAGGAACCAUUAGUCCUGAAAAACAAGUUACCCAGAUGGCACGAGCAGCUUCAGUGUUGGUGUCUUAACUUCAAAGGACGAGUCACGGUUGCGUCAGUGAAAAACUUCCAGCUAAUGGCAGCUGCUGCAGAAGCAGGGAAGGACAUGAACGUACCAGAAGAGGAGCAAGAGAGAGUGAUAUUGCAGUUUGGGAAGAUAGGGAAAGAUACAUUCACCAUGGAUUAUCGUUACCCUAUCUCUGCAUUCCAAGCUUUUGCCAUUUGUUUAAGCAGCUUCGACACAAAGCCUGUUCGAUGAAUGAACAAAAGGUACAUAUCAAUGUUAUGUUAUCUAUUUGCAGUUGUUGUGUGUUAAAUGAAUGUACAUACUUUCCUUCUCGGAGCAAACAAUCAGAUAUUUUCCCAUUCAACUUCA
Raphanus sativus (radish) is the source of this 1600-nucleotide messenger RNA. RefSeq names its product tubby-like F-box protein 6. Gene Ontology annotation, molecular function: protein binding. The transcript is spliced from 5 exons. Bases 284 to 1483 code for a protein of 399 amino acids. The record is from RefSeq and is a predicted model, not a curated record. NCBI's taxonomy places the organism in Eukaryota, Viridiplantae, Streptophyta, Magnoliopsida, Brassicales, Brassicaceae.